AUGCCGGAUAUCGAAGCUCUCACGCCUGUGAAGCGGGAUACAUUUCAUUACAGAAACAAACUGCCUCUUCUGUCAUUAGAAGAGAAAGUUGAUUUGCUUUCCGGGAUCAGCUUUACAAGCACAGCUGGUGUAGCGCGGCUGGACAUUCCAGCGUUGAAGGUCAGCGAUUCUAUCAAUGGUGUUCGCGGCUCUAAAUCACACCUGGAAGAUACUGGCACAGCCUGUUUUCCGAGCUCAACGUGUCUCGCUUCAACGUGGAAUACUGCUCUACUACGAGAAUUCGGCGAGGAAGUGGCACUGCAAGCAAAAUCCAAAUCCGUGCAAGUCGUGCUGGGUCCCAACAUCAACCUACAUCGCGACCCACGUGGUGGCAGGAACUUUGAGGCCUUUAGCGAGGAUCCUUUGGUUACCGGUCAGUUGGCCGCUGCAAUUGUGAAUGGUAUCCAGUCCCAAGGUGUGGGUGCAUGUAUCAAGCAUUUUGUGGCCAACGAGAGCGAGACCGUCCGCCGGCGCUACAAUGUCGAUGAGUCGGGAGAUAGCAGGACAAUGCGCGAGAUCUAUAUGCGAGCUUUCCAGCAUCUCCUACGAAGGUCUAACCCCGUUUCAAUCAUGACAGCAUACAAUGCAUUGGACGGUAAUUUCUGCAGUCAAAGUCCCUUUCUAAAGUCAUUGCUUCGCGAUUCUUGGAACUACGAUGGUUGUCUCAUGUCCGACUGGUAUGGCACCAAAAGCACAGUUGCCUCGAUUGAGGCUGGGCUUGACCUCGAAAUGCCUGGACCAUCUGUUUUCCGCGGAGCCAAGCUUAUUCAAGCACUCAGCAGCAAUGAAGUUUCUGAUGCUGCUCUUGAUGCUGCUGUGACAAACGUUCUAGCAAUGAUCGACCGUACUGCUGGUAGCCACAGUGACAGGGAAGAGAGCAUCCGACUCACAGAGCAAACAAGAUCUAUUGCACUACGAACAGCUGCAGAGGGUAUUGUUCUCCUGAAAAACGAAGACAACACUCUUCCUGUCAGCAUUACAGAGGAUCUGAAAAUCGCUCUCAUUGGAGCCGCUGCAAUCAAGCCUUCCAUUACUGGUGGCGGGAGUGCUUGCGCUAAGUCUCAAUAUGUAAACACCCCUCUCCAUUGUUUGCAAAAUGCUUGUAGGGAUCCGAAACAAGUUACCUUUGCAUAUGGUACCAAUACGAAUCAUGCUGCACCACUUAUGCCUAUUGAUAUAACUCGGUCACGAAAUGGAGCUCCUGGUGUUGAUGUGGACUACUUCCUUGAUGGCUCUAAUGUCCCAGUUUAUGCAGAGCAUAUUGGACGACCAGUUGUGGUAAUGCUCGGAAAUCUGAAGCCAGGCCUAACUCAAACUGGAUUCAACUACGUGAUGGAAACAACGAUCACAGUCAAUACAAGCGGAACUCAUAAUUUGGCCGUGCAAGCCACUGGAGAGUUUACUUUGUCUAUUGACGGAACAGAGAUUCUCUCAAAACCUGCGCCUGUGAUGACAGUUGAAGAUUUCUUGUUCGAGCCGAAAAAACUUGAGAGCAAAGUCGAAGUUCGUAUGGAAGCUCAAAGACCAUACAAAAUUACGCUCAAAACCCAUUCACGAGAUAUUGCUUCUGGUUAUGAAGAAAUCUCUCCUCACUCGGUCAAAUUGUGCUUCGAAGAGGAACACAACGAUCGUGCCGCAAUCGCAGAGGCUGUUCAUACCGCCGCUCACUCAGACAUCAGCGUGAUCAUUGGUGGCCGGACCAGUGAACAUGAAUCUGAAGGAUUUGACUUGAAGAUGCUCAAGCUGGCUGACAAUCAGGUGCGCCUGAUCAAGGCCGUAGCCAGUGUGUCCAAGAAGACAAUCCUCGUCUUGCACGGCGGCAACCCCAUCGAUGUUUCCGACUUUGUUGACGAUAUCGACGUAGUAAUGGCUGCGCAUUUCCCAGGGCAGGAAGGAGCUCAGGCUAUUGUGGACAUAAUCACAGGAAAGACGAAUCCCAGCGGAAAACUGGCAACAACUUGGCCCAUGCACCUCGAUGCGAAAUCAGUUCCGUCUUUUGCUCAUUUCCCUGCAAGAGAUAUUGGAGAUGGCCCAGUAAUACGCUACGCUGAAGGGCUUCAGGUGGGCUACAGGAGCCCCCACUCAGCUCCGUCUGUCCGCUGGCCUUUUGGGUUCGGUCUCUCUUAUUCAACUUUCAAGUACAGAGGCUUGGAGGUCAUCUCUCAGGCAGGGAGUAAUGACAUCGGCUCAUUAAAAUCCUCUAGCAAUAUGAUUACCAUUGCCGUGGAUGUUCAAAAUGUCAGCUCAAGGGCAGGUUACGAAGUCAUUCAAAUAUACUCUGAGCCACCAACAGACUCGGUCAUCUGGAAGCCACACUCCGAGCUGAUUGCGUUCACAAAGGAGUGGUUUGAGUCCAAUGAGACCAAGCGAGUUGAAGUUUUGGUUUCUCAGCGAGAUAUCAGUGGUUAUUGGGACAGUGUGGCUGGAUGCUGGCGAUCUCUGAAUGGCAUUUAUAAAGUCACAGUUGGCGAUUGUGUCUCUUGCAUGCCGAUUCAAGACGUGACCACUUGGAAUGGACUUUGA
Molecule: messenger RNA, 2562 nt
Organism: Penicillium nucicola
Lineage: Eukaryota; Fungi; Ascomycota; Eurotiomycetes; Eurotiales; Aspergillaceae
Product: glycosyl hydrolase family protein
Exons: 4
Coding region: 1-2562 (853 amino acids)
Biological process (GO): glucan catabolic process
Molecular function (GO): beta-glucosidase activity
Source: RefSeq, a predicted model, not a curated record